AUGCAGACCUUGUGGUCCCGCGCUGCGCAGGCGCAAUCAGCCUGUCGCUGCAGGUUGUGCCUCCAUUCGACCAAUGCCGUAGCUCGGCGGUCGACCACCGCAGCUUCGCGUCGAAGAGUGACUGCUGCCGACCUCUUCACGGCCUGCUACACGACAAUCCUGGGCACUGCGGUGGUAGUCGACACGAGGCAGAAGGAAGUGCGGAGAAAGGAGCUGGACGCGAAGCUGGACAAAGCUCGAGCGUCGUUGAGCGCUUUGGCGAUACAGCAGGCACCGAGUGGUUUGGACGACACCAACUCGGACUUACCUCAAGAUGGCGCGAACGAACGCGGCGGUUACGAAUCCAACAGGAGAACAUCCGGAACAAAGAGCACGGCCUCUCUCAUGGAUGAAUUGGAACAGAUGGCCGGCGCAGCAUUACGUCCCGGCGCUCAUCAGCCCUGGCCACGAUACCGAGUAGACUGGGUUCAGGUCGAAGCGGCCAUUGCAACGGAGGAGAAGGCUCUUUAUUUCCCUAUGCGACACCCCAAAGAUCCAGAUCAAAUGAAAAGGACGACAGCAACUAUGGAGGCGUUGGUGCAAAGCCUCAUAUGGCGCGUGCGAGCGGACCAUUCUGGCCAAACUUCAUCAGGAGAUCGGGUUCUUAGCGAAGCUGAAGACCUUCUACGGACGUACCCAAUGUAUGAGAACCCGAAUGCGGACCCGGCGUCGUCUUCAUCUGGCCGAAAUCUUUUGAGCAGGACGUUUCGCCAGAUUCUGGAUGGCCCUGCAGACAUCAAGGAGGCAGUUGGCAAGAUAUGUUGCAACAUAUUGAUUUCGGAAUCUGCCCCCAACAUCCACAACUACAACACCCUCAUUGCUGGUUUCAACCGCAUUCAACGGCCUGAUCUGGCAGAAGUCGUGGUCAAGUCAUACCUCGAAGAUACCACGUGGCCUGCAACCCGGCAGACCAUAUGUUGCCUUCUACAACACACAGCAGACGCUGGUGACCAUCGUUUCUUUCGCCACAUCGUGCGUCGCAUGAGAGGUGCAGGUGAGGAUGGGUUGCACUACCGCUUACUCAGCAAACCGGCAAUAUUCACCCCAUCUAGGGCUGAGUGGGCUCGUGCGAGAGCUACCCCUCGCAAACAUACGUAUGUGCAGAGGGCGUACCGUGAUGACCCAGUAUUUAAUACUCUCAUCCGUAGCUGGCUGCAGCUUGGCAAGCUCACUCAUGCUAGCGCGGCCUUCAUUGCGUGCCUUCGCGAAGGAAGAACUGUUUCCCUCAACGUGACAUACCAGCUUUUGGAAUCUUGCCUCGCUACUCUUGAUAGGAGUGCCGCACGUGCAAUUCUCAAGGGGCUGAUGAACCACUACGAGCAAUGCGAGGCAUUGAUGAAUCAAAUUGUUAUCCAGGCGUCCGCCCCAGUGGUAAGGAAGAUAGCCGACAUGUUCUGCCAUCUCCUUGAUCUGUGCGGUCAAGCGUUCGGCGGUCAAGCAUUCACCGAGCAAGUCACGACGCUGACUGAACAGCUGCAAAUUCUCCAGAGCGAGCCUGGGGAAAGCGUCACUACGAAGAGGGCAAGUCGCACCCCAAGUUACAAUUCGAGAAAAGUUUCAAACAGAAAAGUUCACGCCAAGGAGGUCCAGAAAUCUCAGGCUUCAGGUGACUUUCGGGCGCUGUUCAAGAUAGCUGGGCUGUACAAAAAGUGGCAAACACUAGAGGCGAGAAUGGCGAGAAUAGAUGCCCAUGCAAAAAAUCUGGCUCUGACGAUCAGAACUGGGCACGACCUCGACCACGAAGCUUGGCUACCUCCUAUUGAUUGGCACAAAGAGGACAAGGCAUAUCCUGCUGUAUUUCAUGCCUUGCAGUCGGUAGUUGUCAGUCGAGACAUGACAUUGCACGAUGUACGAGCACAGUUAUUGCACGGAAUGCCCGACCAAAACCUGGCCGAGAAGUUCCUGAGAUUUGCUCAAUGGGAAAACCUGAGCAUAGACUCACUGAUUGGGUUCUAUCACCGUGGACAAAAUAUGUUCGCGGCACCGCAGACCACGGCCUCAAGCUCCAGCACAGCGGAUUGUGAGGUCCCGGUGGCUGAUGUCGCAGCGGAGGAGGUUACAAAAGCUAUGUUGUUCUGCCAGCUUCCGAAGGCCCGACAGGAUACACUGAGACAGGCUUACCGGAACUGGUACGAAAUGCCCCUGGGGGACUUGUAUGACCCCGAGAUGAAGGGCGAGAACGAGGCGUCUGCUGUGGAAGACUGCGUUCUAGCAGCUACAACCCCGGCUGCGCCAUCCGGGGUCUACGAGAACUCACCGCCCCCUGGAUAUGUAGAUACAUCAACAACUGGUGCGAAAUCGGCCAGAAGCGUCUUGUCUGAUCCAAGACCGGAAGUAUUAUUAGAGGAACCAGUGGCCACGCCGCCACGACAGGCUGCUUUCGCAUCCUGA
Neoarthrinium moseri is the source of this 2430-nucleotide messenger RNA. RefSeq lists its product as uncharacterized. Gene Ontology annotation, molecular function: protein binding. The transcript has a single exon. NCBI's taxonomy places the organism in Eukaryota, Fungi, Ascomycota, Sordariomycetes, Amphisphaeriales, Apiosporaceae. The coding region runs from base 1 to 2430 and encodes 809 amino acids. The record is from RefSeq and is a predicted model, not a curated record.